Limulus polyphemus (Atlantic horseshoe crab) is the source of this 3925-nucleotide messenger RNA. Its product is annotated as tyrosine-protein phosphatase non-receptor type 4-like. The record is from RefSeq and is a predicted model, not a curated record. The transcript is spliced from 13 exons. Gene Ontology annotation, biological process: protein dephosphorylation. The coding region runs from base 1205 to 2545 and encodes 446 amino acids. Lineage: Eukaryota; Metazoa; Arthropoda; Merostomata; Xiphosura; Limulidae. Gene Ontology annotation, molecular function: protein tyrosine phosphatase activity; protein binding.
UGCAUCUACUACAUGCAGUAUAUAUAUAUACAUUUCUUUGACUUAUUGGUGAUUUUUAGCACCUGGUAGCAAUUUUUAGAAUACGUAAAAAAUAAGCAGCUCAUCAUUAUCAGAAUUCUAACAGCUCUGUACGUCAGCGUGUAAGAUAUUUUAAGAAAAUAUUGUAAUUGGUCUAGCACUGAUUUUGUGUUUGCUAGAAACAUUUACCGUCUAUCUGUUUUAUCUCAAAUGCCAUUUAAUAGAAAGAAUGUAUUUCACUGUUCUUAUUUGCUUGCGAUAGCUGCUAGCACAAAGGUUAUACGGAUGUAUCUUGUACAUUGCCCUAGAAACUCUGUGUCCUAAGGUAAAGCGUAAUUGCCUAUGUGUGUUCUACUGCAGACUGCACGCAUCAAGGACGAUUUUUGAAAUGCCAAAUUCUGAGGCUUUUGUUCCGAUGGUUCAAAUGCCUGUUUGAACUACUGAACGAAUGCACAGAAAAAAUUAUUUAUUGUGUAGCAACCCUAGGUCUUACUUAUUCUGUAGACCUACACGUUGAACAUGCUUUAUCAAUAAAACAAUGCAAAAUGUACAUGAGUUCUAUAGUCAGACCGAUUUAGAAAAGAAGCAAUAUUGUAGUUCGUUCGAAUACUACUAAGAAGAAACCGUUCUUUGGAGAAUUAAAAAAAAAUUGUAUUAGCUCAGCAGAUAAAAAAAGCUGAAUGUAUGUUUAUUUUCGUUUAUGCCACAUAAAUUUGCAUUUUCUACAAAAGUGAAAUAUGCCAGAUGAAUAAAAGCGACGGUAUUUAGUUUUGCUUUUUGAAAAUAUUUAUUUUUGGCUGACGCUUUUUAAUUGUAAGAUAAUGUAACAAGUGUAUGAUAACUGCGUAACAUGACUCGUAAUUUAGGAAUCCAGAAUAUGACCAAAUCGCGUUUGAUUAUGUACUUUGUCGCUUACCAUGAAAACGUUUGUAAAAAUAUCUCGCACCACAGGAAAGGAUGAAUAACCAGACAGAAAUACAUAGAAUAUCACCGAACCGAUGAAAGUACCUAUACAACGUUAAUGUGUGUUAACGGAACUGUGCGAAAACAGUGAUGGAACCGAACUGAUAAUUUAGCAUACACAGGUACUAAAAUAAGGAGUGUUACAUAAGGGUCUGAUAACAGUGAAGUAAGCGGUCUGAUAACAGUGAAGUAAGCUCAAAGCUGCUAAAAUGUGCAAGUCAAAAUGUUGAAGUACGUUGCACACUUCAUGAGUUCACUGUUGAACUGUGACUCAGCUUCCAAACGACUAGCACGUCGAAGAAGACAGACAUAUGGUCCAGAUAAUACUGAUGGUAUAGUGACAAUCAAAAUGAAAGCAGAUAGACAGCAGAUAUUUGGCUUCAACCUUAGGAUUGAAGCAGAGAAGAAUAAUCCGGUUGUUGUAUCAAAGGUUAUUUUGAACUCACCAGCUGAUACAUGUCUACCUCAGCUAAAUGAAGGUGAUCAAAUUUUAUCAGUCAAUAACAACGACAUUCGUGGACUUAAACAGGAUGAGAUCGAAAAGUUAAUUCAAAGAGCAGCCGAAUCUUCAGACAGAGAACUGAAUUUAAGAGUUCGACAGAGAGUGUAUGAUGGAGAAGAAGAAAAAGACGCUGCUUUCUCUCAGUUUUCCAAAACGACGAAUGCCUCUCCCCGAUUACCACGGCGAGAUACCCUCAGUGAUUCAAUAGUCUUACUUAGUGAAGGUCUGGAGGAUGAAUCGCUUAUAUUUAAGUUUGAAAGUAUCUAUAGAAGGAAGCCAGGAGAAACAACAGAAAUUGCAAAGUUACAUGAAAAUUUGCGAAAAAAUCGUUACAGGGAUAUCUCUCCGUAUGAUGCAACCAGAGUUGUACUCCAGAGUUGUACGUCAGGAGACUACAUAAACGCUAGUCAUGUAAAUAUGGAAAUACCAACUUCUAAAAUUGUAAAUAAAUAUAUUGCCACACAAGGACCCUUACCGACUACGUGUAUUGAGUUCUGGCAAAUGGUGUGGGAACAAAAAUCCACGUUAAUUGUUAUGCUAACAACGUUACUGGAACGGGGCCGACUGAAAUGUCAUAAAUACUGGCCAGAUAAAAACAAAACGGAGACUUACGGUCAGUUGGAGAUUACCUGUGUGGUUGAGGUAGAAACUACGUCUCUUGUUCAUCGGGAACUUCAUCUGAUAAAUAAAGAGGAAUCUACAGAAAGAAAAGUAAUUCAGAUGCAGUACGUUGCAUGGCCAGACCACGGUGUACCUGUUGAUGCUAGCGACUUCCUAGCUUUUGUCGGCAAGGUGCGAAACUACCGCGAAGGGACGGACGUUCCCAUAAUAGUUCACUGUAGUGCUGGGAUUGGAAGAACAGGAGUUCUCAUCUUGAUGGAAACUGCUAUGUGCCUUAUUGAGGCUGAUGAGCCAGUUUAUCCAAUAGAAGUUGUCCUAGAGAUGCGAAGACAAAGAGCUAUGUUGAUCCAAACAACUAGUCAAUUCAAGUUUGUAUGUGAAGCCAUUCUUAAAGUUUUCAAGGAGGGUAUAGUAAAACCACUUGAAGCUCCCACAAGAUAAAGGCGGUUGGCGACAAGAGAAAACGGUAUUCAAGAUGUUUAUCCACAAAUAACUAGUUAUGGUGAAUCCAGAGACAGCUAACAUACGAUUCAAUCAAUUUUACGUCAUGCGUGUUGUUUUCUUGUCUUCCAACAGAUCCACAAACUUAUAAAUAGUGUAAAUAACAAUGAUGAACUUACAUUUCAUGAACUUAUCCACACGAGCUUCAAAAGUACCGAAAAUAUCGUUCCAUCUGGAUCAGAUUUUUAAAGUUCACUCACGUCUUUCAGGUGAAUUGUAAAAAUCACGGUAUAAAGUUUGAAGACAAGAAUGAUUCAUGCUUUCUAGUACGAACCCUAAUAAAGAAGAACAAGACGUAUUUUUUAUGACAAUGUGCAAGUAAAGUGUUGGCUCAAGGUGUCUCUAAACAUAACCAAGAUAUUUCUGUAAGAGAAGAACUCUGUGAAGGUCAGUAAGUGAACUGUUAUGAUACACAAGAAGUGCUUGAAGGGCAAUGCUAAAAUGCAGAAAAAUAUAUUUUAAUCUUUUAUAAAGCUGCAUCAGUGCUAUCAACAGUUACCUGUGGGUAUCUGGUUGACAACAGUAAUAUACUGAUCUUUGUUUUCCAAACGUAGUUAUGUUCUGAUAUGGAAUAUCUUUUUAAAACGAAAGAUAUCCAAAAACAUUUCAUACAUAUAGACCAAAGAUAUACGACCUAUAAUAGUGAAUUACUUCAUUCCACAUUAUUUGAAGCGCAAGUGAUCAUGUCUUGUCAUUGUCACCAACAUUAAUAACAGAAAAAGAAAUAAAAAACAAACUCAAUGCAAUAACUUUUCGAUUAGACUUAUUCCAGUGUGUUGUUAUGUAUAAUACCGAACUCAUGAGUUGUAUGGGAAAUACAAAAAAUACGUAACCUUUUUUAGAUGCGAAACCAGGGAACUAUUAGAAGCCUGUCUAUCUCCUUUUUAAAUCACCAGAGGAACGAAGAAUAAAUGAAUGAUGUAAGCACUGAACAGUCCAAUGGUAUAAUCACUCAAGAUGUCUUGUGUUAAAUCACAUUUUUCACUUAAUGUAACCUUAUAGGGACGUUUUUCUAAUCAAUUCAGAAAAUCUUUAAAUAAAUGACAAUUUUGACGUAUCUAUAACAAGCCAAUGAGCUACAGAUGCGCCAAAACAGUUAAGCAAACAAGUGAGGUUCGGAUCGCAGUCGUUAUUAAUAUAAUGUGAAUUUGUUUUAAUUUUUAAAAGUUUUCGUCGUACUUUUGAGUGACUUGCUUGAAAGUGUGUGGUAGUAUAUUAUUUCUGUUUGUAAACGAUUUACCGUAAUUUCCCCAAAAGGGGGCCGAAAGCCGCUUGCAGGGGUCACCUGUUUUAACCACUCACAUCACUAUACAGUAGUGU